UGUUAUGAAAUCUACUCACUCGAUUCAAGGUAAGAUCAGUUUUAUUUUUUGCGUUCAAUUGAACGGAUGUUCUCAUCGUAAUUUAAUAUAUAUUAGUAUAACUCUUCAAAGUUUAUAUUUACAUCGUUUUUCAACGAUAUGGACGGGUCUUCAUUGUACGAAGACACGCAGGAUAGUAUUACUAUGGAACCUGUUUCACCAAUGUUGGUAAGGAUAAGCAAAGAGUCCGUGAAAACAACAGGUAAAAAGAAAAGAUUGUCAAAAUCGGAAAAAUUGCAGUCCGAAUAUGACAAGAAGCUCCAAAGUAUGGAGGAGAGCUUUAAUGGCAAGUUGGACAAACUUUUUGGUUUGUUAGUCACCAACAAUCAGAAUAGAGAACAAUUGCUCAGAUCUGAUUGUGUGAAUGUUGGUAAUCUUCCGCCUGGGGAGAAUAGACCAUUAAAUUCACUUGAAAGAAAUAUUGGUAAUCUUCCAUCUGGGGAGAAUAGACCAUAUAUUUCACUAGAACCAAACUUGGACCAAAAUCUGGGGUCGCCAAGAGUUUCUAGAAACCAAGAUUUUGAUAAUAGAUCAGAAAUAUCCAUACAUGUACAACAAACUGAAAGGCAUGAUUUAGAUAUGAGAUCAGAAUAUGAUAGUGGGUCUGGAGGUAGUCCAGUUAGACAACCCGAUGAUGAUUGUAUUCUACAAAAUGACACUGUAAAUAAUAAUCGUAAAUGUGAACGAUUUAUUAAACAUGUUGUAAACUCAAAUGAAGGUUUUUCAUUAAAUGACAAUAUUGAGUCUGAUCAAGGACAGGCAGUCAAUAAGAAUGUUAACUUUUUAGCAAAAAUAUUUAAGGAAGAUAUUGCUAAAGAAAAAUCUAGUCUUGGAUUAGUAUUAGACCAGACACAGGUAGACAUUUUAGAAAGUUCUUGGCGUUCAAAACACCCAGAAAGAAUUUCUGCCUAUAAAGAGGAAUACAAGAGUGUUUUCCCUAUUCAUGAUAGUUCAGUUGAGUUUUUGCAAGUUCCAAAAUUAGAUGACUUACUUGAACCCAUGUUAAGACAGACACACGGUGAAAAAGCAGUUAAAUCUUGGGACAAUCACAGGCAACUGCAUACACAACCUCUAAGACAGAUAGAGAAAUUGGGUUUUCAAGGGCAACUCAGUGCAAGAAUGAACAUAAUUUCUGUUCUUUAUAUGCAACAAGCUCUAGGUUCACUUGUACAAACUCUUGAGAGUGAUGACUUCGAGAAAGAUAAAGUUUGUCAAACUGUAAAAGAUGUUUUUGCCAUGUCUACUAAAACACUUGACCAAGCAGGCCGUACAGGUGCCUUUUUACAUUUGGUCCGUAGGCAAGCUUCCGCUCAAGAUUCAGGGUUAACAGGCUUGAAAGAUAUGAGCAAUAAAUGCCAAUAUUUGCCACUCACAAAUGAUGGGGUAUUUGGUAAAGGUCUAGAAAUAGCGUUAGAAAAACGCAAAGAGCAAAAAGACCAACUCUCUGAUCUGUUACCAGAGUUCAACAGAAAGAGAAAACUUGAAAACUAUGCUCGUGAGAAGGGAAACAUUAAGGUUUCCAGAUCUAGUUCAUCAGGUGGGCAAAACAUUAAGAACAAUAAUUAUAAUGUGAAAUCAAAUUCUAAUGCAACUAGUACAUUUCCCAACUAUAGGAAACCUGCACAGAAUUUUCAGAAAGACAAGUCAGCAUCAGCACCUAGACAGAGUGGACAAGAUGCAAACAAGACCGGCUUCAAGUCUGGCUUCAAGUCUGGCAAGAGUGCUACACAGUCCUCAUGGGGUUCUUUUCGGAACCCCAAGGGAAGAGAUAGCUGACUCAGAAGAUGAUGACUAGUAGUAUCCUGUAAAUAGUUUGUUUGUUUUUUGGUGGAAGUUUUUAAUGUUUGACAGUAUUUUAAAAAGAACUGUUUUUGGUGUUUUCGGAGGAAUGUUUUUGAUUCAUAUCCAAGAAAUUUAUCCUCCACCUGCAAAGAACUGCUUGUUAAUCAGUGAGUAUUCUAUAUUUAUAAUAGUAACUCAUGGUAAGUAUAUUUAACCAAAUUCAUAUAAAAUGGUAAUUUUUGAAAUCUCAAGAAGAGAUUUUAUAUGAAUUUAUAGGGUUAAAUAUACUUACCAGGAACCACCGCCACCCCAAAUAAAUUUCUUUUUGGUGUAUAUUGGUUUGCCAAUUAAACGCCAAAUAAAACUGAUCUUACCUUGAAUCGAGUGAGUAGAUUUCAUAACAUACCGGAUGUUUAAAGAUCUCGGUCUCCUCGAUGUUUUUGCGAUUGGGAACAUACUAAAACGCGGAACGUAUUCUAUAUUUAUAAUAGUAACUCAUGGUA
This is a messenger RNA of Mytilus trossulus (common blue mussel), 2324 nucleotides long. RefSeq lists its product as uncharacterized. The record is from RefSeq and is a predicted model, not a curated record. The transcript has 2 exons. Bases 139 to 1815 code for a protein of 558 amino acids. Lineage: Eukaryota; Metazoa; Mollusca; Bivalvia; Mytilida; Mytilidae.